Drosophila willistoni is the source of this 1133-nucleotide messenger RNA. Its product is annotated as tRNA-uridine aminocarboxypropyltransferase 1. Gene Ontology annotation, molecular function: tRNA-uridine aminocarboxypropyltransferase activity. Gene Ontology annotation, biological process: tRNA modification. The record is from RefSeq and is a predicted model, not a curated record. Bases 103 to 1080 code for a protein of 325 amino acids. NCBI's taxonomy places the organism in Eukaryota, Metazoa, Arthropoda, Insecta, Diptera, Drosophilidae. The transcript has a single exon. Gene Ontology annotation, cellular component: nucleus.
AUCAAUUUGAGUAAAGCAAAAACAAUCUGUAUCGGCAGUCCCCAGCGGAUGAGGAAAUAAAAUUGGUAACUUUUGAAAAUACCUAAGCCCAAGGAAGGGAUUAUGUCUCAUCCAGUGGAGCGCCAAAAGCGGCCGCGCAAAUAUCCCUUUGCCAAUCUGCAUAUAGGGGAUCACACUGUGCUGGACACAAUCGAGGGCCGCCACAUUUGUGGGGACUGCAACAGAUCUAGGAAAUUUUUCUGCUAUAGCUGCUACAAGCCUGUAGGGGACCUGGGAGAAGUCUUACCAAAAGUGGAGCUACCUCUGAAGAUUGACAUUAUUAAGCAUAAGAAGGAAAUCGAUGGGAAAAGCACAGCAGUGCAUGCGGCAGUCUUGGCUCCGGAACAUGUCACAAUACACACAUAUCCGAAUAUACCGGACUACAGAGGCGAGCCGGGCGUUGUGCUAAUCUUUCCCAGCUCAAAGAGUCUGACAGUUCCUCAACUCUUUGAAAGGAAUGUACAGCUUAAAAUAGAUGAUAAUUACGGCUUGCCGAAAGGCCAUCACAUGGGAACCAUGCUCCGCCGCCGCAUGGACGAAGUGGAAGUGACGUCCGAGAUGGAGGAGUUAUCAAUAAAGAGCCAUUACACCUUUGGCAAUCUGCCGAUACAAAGAGCCGUCUUUAUUGAUAGCACAUGGAACCAAAGUCGUAGCAUCUAUUUGGAUGAGCGGGUUAGACAAUUGAAGACUGUGGUAUUACAAAACCGUCUCUCGCAGUUCUGGCGUCAUCAAAAAGGGAGCCCACGCUGGUAUUUGGCCACCAUUGAAGCUAUUCAUCAAUUUCUGUUAGAGGUUCAUGUCAAUGCAUGGGGUCUUAAUGCUGCCUACCGAGGACUGGACAACCUGGAAAUAACGGAGGGCUUUCAUCAGCUGGCCAAGCCACUGACAAUAGCUACAGCCACGGAGGAGAAUGCUGUGAAGCGUGAAUCGCCUUACAAUGGACAGUACGAUAAUCUCUUGUUUUUCUUUGCCAAUAUGUAUGAUCUUAUACAUAAAUAUUAUGACCACAAUGAUCUGAUAUCCUAUCGGCGUCCCAUUUAAAUAUGUUUGUCCUUUAUUCAGACAGACAAAAUAAAAGAUUAAGUUAAUUUAAA